UUUCCGCCCUUACUGCAAUAAAAUCUGCUAGAGUCUGAAAAGAAUUGUCCCGGCCGGUAUUCCUUCUUUCUGUUUUUGGGUUCCUUCCGUAUUUUUGGCAGGCUGAAACCGAGCAUCUAAAAACAAAUUCAAACAGUUGAAGCUACUUUAUGUUUAGCCUUCAAACUAUCCUCUGUCCAAACCAAAACUUGCGUCUGGUUAGUUUCUGGGUAUCCUAUUGCUUGCCAAUAUAAAAGGUGGCUGUGGACAUCUCAAAUAUCAUCAUCUUCUUCGUUGACAAAGAUGGCUCGUGGUCUCAUUGCCAUUUGUCUCAUCACUUUGCUAGCCUGUUCAUCUGUGGAAGGUCGAGGCCUAGAACUAGCACAUUUAAAUGGAGCUGAACAUCAGUCCGUGGGGGAUCAUGUUCACGGAGUUGUAGAAAAUGUGACAGUGGGUGGAUUCAACCUUCAGUUAAAUUUAAGCAACCCUAAACUUGUUGAAGAACUGAAAAUUAAACGAUCAGACUUUCCAUCCGAUUUUAUGUUUGGAGCCGCCACUUCUGCUGCACAGAGCGAAGGGUCAGCCAAAGAAGGAGGGAGAGGACCAAGUGGUUGGGAUCAUCGCAUGGAAACACUCCAAGGUUUACAUAACCUUAACAAGUGAUCUUAUCUUCAUAAUUUUUCCAUUCGGAAUAAUGAUCAUAUUGGAAGUGAUGUAUUGGACGUGAUGGAAGUGAGUAAUGUAUUUGACGUGAUGGAAGUGAUGUACCGUCACUUUUCCUUUGUUCCUCACUUUUCCUUUGUUCCUUAAUUUCUUGUAAUUAUA
Messenger RNA from Malus domestica (apple), 804 nucleotides. RefSeq names its product beta-glucosidase 13-like. The record is from RefSeq and is a predicted model, not a curated record. NCBI's taxonomy places the organism in Eukaryota, Viridiplantae, Streptophyta, Magnoliopsida, Rosales, Rosaceae. Gene Ontology annotation, biological process: carbohydrate metabolic process. Gene Ontology annotation, molecular function: hydrolase activity, hydrolyzing O-glycosyl compounds.